AUGGAUGCGACAAAAUUCAUUGUCGCCAACGUCGUGGUUGCAAACCUAAUUAAGGCGGGCGUAAAUUACUUCUCACAGCACGAAGAUGUCGAGGUAUCUCACUUAUCAGUUAAACCUGAAGAAAACCCUUCACCAGAAUUGUAUUCGCCACCUGUACCAGAACCCUCAUGGUUUUUACCAUACAUCCUGGCUUUGCAAAUCAGUGUAUUUUGUCUUUUUUUCCAAACUCUCAGGAAAUAUGACCUACCUAGCAGCAGGGCACGCAAAGUUCUCAUUGGGCUGAUUUGGUCGGAUUUAUUAUUUACCAUAACCGAUGUGCUUCAUUUUACGCUCUAUUCCAACUAUGGAAUUGACGUUUUCGGUCCUGUCUCGAACGGCUACUGCGAGGUAUUUUCGUGCGCAAUGGACAUUUUGCAGCACCUGAGUGUUGGUCUUCACCUGUUUCUCUGUGGAGAUGUUUCUGGAAUGCUACCACCUUCCUUAAAAUCGCCACUUUGCGUAGGUUUAAUAGGCAGCUUGGUAGCCAAUGCAAUGUUUUCUACGAUGUCCUAUGAAUACCCUGAAGGGGCAGCCAAGGCUCCUAGCUGCACGAUCUAUCGUAAUCUCAUUAUUGACUCGAGUUAUGCUCAAAGACUAAGCUCUUUGCACCUUCUUCCUUGCAUUGGUCUUGCGGUUAUUUUCAUCCACCAAAGAGCUUCUAAGCUUAUGCGAAGUGGACGCCAGGAAAAAUUACCGAAUGAGAAGGGUGAUGAGGAGAUGUACGUGCUAAAUGUUAAGAAAUUCACUCUGCGUACGAUGAUUUGUCACUACGCCAUUAGCGCUCUAUACUUCUUUAUUACGAUCGGAAUAAAAAUCAAGCACCCUAGACUGAUAGAAGCUAUCAGCCAGUUCGACACGCCGGAGAACAUGCUGAGGAAGUUUGCUUACCUUCAUCAGGUCGCAAACACUCUCUGUCUGUUUGCAUGCCUUAAUCUCGAAGCCACGAACUCGGAACAAGAGCUAAUGGAAGAAUUCGGUGAUAUUGACGACCUUAAUCCCCAGCAACACCAAUCCCACCAGCAUCAACUUCCUGUCGAUGGAGACGAAAGCGAACAUGUCUGA
This is a messenger RNA of Mesocestoides corti, 1101 nucleotides long. The record is from the annotation of a GenBank genome assembly. Lineage: Eukaryota; Metazoa; Platyhelminthes; Cestoda; Cyclophyllidea; Mesocestoididae.